AUGGCCGAUGUGACUCUUCCUCCGUCUGAUUCCGUCGAUAACCGAGUCCCUGAGAAAUCGACCUCUUCCUCACCACCUCCUCCACCGCCUUCUUCCUCUCUGCCGCAACAAGAGCAGGAACAUGAACAGCAACAACCUCCACUACGCCGUGAGAGAGAUUCAAAAGAGCGGCGUGACGACAGAGACCUCGAACGUCCGCCUAAUCGCCGUGACCGUGACCGUUCGCCUCUCCCACCGCCUCGUAGGGAUUACAAGAGACGUCCUAGCUUGAGUCCUCCGCCUCCGUACAGAGAUAGGCGGCACUCUCCUCCUCCCAUGCGCCGCUCACCUCCUCAUAAGCGUUAUCGGAGGGAUGAUAAUGGCUAUGAUGCUCGCCGUGGCAGUCCUCGUGGUGGCUAUGGGCCUCCCGAUAGAAGAUUUGGAUAUGAAUAUGGUGGAGGAUAUGAUCGUGAAAUUGGUGGGAGACCUAAUUAUGGUGAUGAAAGGCCUCACGGCCGCUUUAUGGGUCGCCAUCAGGAAUGGGAGGGAGGACGUGGAGGGUAUGGUGAUGCUUCCAACAGCGGAAAUACUCAAAGGGACGGAUUGAUGUCAUACAAACAAUUUAUUCAGGAGUUGGAAGAUGAUAUAUUGCCAUCUGAAGCUGAACGCAGAUAUCAAGAGUACAAGUCAGAGUAUAUCACAACACAGAAACGUGCCUAUUUUAACACCCACAAAGAAGAAGAAUGGUUGAAAAAUAAGUAUCAUCCAACAAAUUUACUCUCUGUCAUAGAAAGGAGGAAUGACCUUGCACGAAAAGUAGCAAAGGAUUUCUUACUUGAUUUGCAGAGCGGGGCGCUAGAUUUGUAA
Molecule: messenger RNA, 846 nt
Organism: Camelina sativa (false flax)
Lineage: Eukaryota; Viridiplantae; Streptophyta; Magnoliopsida; Brassicales; Brassicaceae
Source: RefSeq, a predicted model, not a curated record